Molecule: messenger RNA, 1423 nt
Organism: Nerophis lumbriciformis (worm pipefish)
Lineage: Eukaryota; Metazoa; Chordata; Actinopteri; Syngnathiformes; Syngnathidae
Product: T-box-containing protein TBX6L-like
Biological process (GO): heart morphogenesis; pattern specification process; cell fate specification
Cellular component (GO): chromatin; nucleus
Molecular function (GO): RNA polymerase II cis-regulatory region sequence-specific DNA binding; DNA-binding transcription factor activity, RNA polymerase II-specific
Source: RefSeq, a predicted model, not a curated record
UCCAAGCAGCACUUUCUCUGGGCAAUCAGAGGAGGAAACAUGCAAGACGUUCAUGACUCCAAACUUGCCGACUCCUUCAUCAGAAUGACGCUGGAGAACGCUCACCUCUGGAAGUCCUUUCACUGCAUGGGAACAGAGAUGAUUAUCACAAAACACGGAAGGAGGAUGUUUCCACAAUGCAGCCUCAGUAUCACAGGCCUUCAGCCUUCUACCAAGUACAUCAUCAUGAUGGACAUGAUUCCUGCAGACGGCUUCAAAUACAAGUGGAAAAGGGAGCAGUGGGAGGUGGCAGGGAAGGCGGAGCCUCAGCCGCCAUGUCGCUCUUACAUGCACCCCGACUCCCCCGCACUCGGGAGUCACUGGAUGAAGCAGUCGUUGUCCUUUCUGAAGACGAAGCUCACCAACAACACCUUGGACCAGCACGGCCACAUCAUCCUUGCCUCCAUGCAUCGCUACUACCCCAGGUUCUACGUCAUCCAGACUGACAGUCCAUACUUGGUCCGCUGGGCCCCCUUCCUGCCCUUCUGCUUCCCAGAGAUGACCUUCACCGCAGUCACCGCCUACCAGAACCCAAAGAUCACAAAGUUGAAGAUUGAGCACAAUCCGUUCGCUAAAGCAUUCCGAGAGGGAGGAACACAUUCACAAGGGAAAAGGUGUCGUUCUUCGAAGAAAAUGUCCCCAGACAGGAAUAUUCUAUGCAACGUUCCUUCAGGCCCGCAGACGACGCCUUCUUCCGGUCAGCCAGACGAGAAGCAGGUUGUGGUCCGAGAACAGACCAGGAGGGAGGGUCCGCAUCCCAGCUGGUCUCGGGACCCCUCCCAGAGUCCCCAUGGAGAAGCUGCGGAUCUGCAGGAGUACGACUACAGCUGUGACGAGCAGAUGGUGCCUGCAUCUGUGACCUAUCAGCCCUACAGGUCGGAUUUAAGCAGAUAUGCACUCCCCUUCAACGACGCGGAGACAUCAUCUCACUCGCUCGCCAUGGCUGAACAGGGCGCUCCCCAACAUGGCUACCACCAUCACCACGGCAACACGACCGACUGGAGCCAGUACCCGCUCUUCUCCUACUCCUGCUGGUGAAGUCAGACAGUGGAGAUGUACAGAUAUGUAUAAAUGUGUACAGUAUAAGCUUUCCUUUUCUACCAGGCGUGAUAUUGUAUUCCCAAACUUUUUAUUUCUUACAUCUUAUAUUUAGCCUUUUUUUUUUGCUUUGCAAUAUAUUGUUUUUUACAGUAUACUGGGCCUUUUUUCCAGUCAGCUUGGAAAUAUAAACCCGGAGAACAAUAUGGUGUCAUAUUAAGUUUCAUUGAUUUUGUGUCAGUUAUUGCCUAAAAUAGAAUAAAGUAUUACAUUAGCAUUGAAAACACAAAUAGUAUCUACAGUAUCGUGAGGACCCGAGAGACAUGACAUGUUUUUUUCUACUGAA